AACAAAAGCUGCAUAUAAAACCCACCUUGGCCUCACACCUCUGCCGGGAGUCCACACAGCAGACAUGGCCAGCAAAAAAGCCUCCAAUAAGAGACAGAGGGGAGCACAGAAGUCUUGCUCCAAUGUCUUCUCCAUGUUUGAGCAGUCACAAAUCCAAGAAUUCAAGGAGGCAUGGACCUCUGCAUGUGGUUCAACGGGAACCCUUAGUGGUCUCAUCAAAGUGAUCUUUGUUGUUUUUCUGCAGGCUUUUGGCUGCAUUGACCAGGACAGAGAUGGGGUCAUCAAGAAACAGGACCUGAAGGAGACCUAUGCACAACUAGGAAAGCUGAAUGUGAAGGAAGAGGAGCUGGAUGAGAUGCUGAAUGAGGGCAAAGGUCCCAUCAACUUCACCGUUUUCUUGUCGCUCUUUGGGGAGAAACUCAACGGGACCGACCCAGAAGACACAAUCCUUGCUGCCUUUAAGCUCUUUGACCCCAAUGGGACAGGCUUUGUCAACAAGGAAGAAUUUAGGCGACUGUUGAUGAACCAGGCAGAUAAAUUCACAGCAGAUGAGGUGGAUCAGGCAUUCGCUCUGGCUCCCAUCGACCCUACCGGGAACAUCGACUACAAGUCUCUCUGCUACAUCAUCACACAUGGAGACGAGAAGGAGGAGUCCUAAACAUUGCUGUCACCAUCAUCUUCUACAUGUUUCAAUACAUUCAUUAUAUCUGGGAUAAAUACGAUUUCUACUCACUAAUAGCUUGUCAUCUCUGGAACAAACAACACUUUAGAUUUAGUGAAAAUCUAAUUUUGAGCACAUUUAUUGUGGGCUUUGUUUACGUAGUGAAGUGAAUUAAUCAACUCAUAUUAUGUUCAACAUAUGGUGAAUGUUCAUAUUCAUCUUGGAGAAAUCAAACGUUCAAGUUUAAGUAAGCAGUGGUAUUUCAGUUUGAGCACAUAAUAAGAUAAGGCCCCUUAGUUUGAU
Entelurus aequoreus (snake pipefish) is the source of this 964-nucleotide messenger RNA. It is a transcript of the gene myl7, whose product is annotated as myosin, light chain 7, regulatory. Gene Ontology annotation, molecular function: calcium ion binding. The transcript is spliced from 6 exons. Bases 65 to 658 code for a protein of 197 amino acids. Gene Ontology annotation, cellular component: myofibril; cytoplasm. NCBI's taxonomy places the organism in Eukaryota, Metazoa, Chordata, Actinopteri, Syngnathiformes, Syngnathidae. The record is from RefSeq and is a predicted model, not a curated record. Gene Ontology annotation, biological process: cardiac muscle tissue development; heart contraction.